ACUCAGAAGUGUCAGUCCACGGUGGACCAUGACAUGGGCAAGACCAUUGAGAACUACAAUUCCCAGAAUGCUAAGGGAAAAAUGGCCGCCAAAUUACAGAUUGAAGGCACCUGAGAAGGAAUGGAGGGUUCAGUCGGACUCAUUCACCAAACAAACUGCACAACCGCAAGAUCUAUUCUGCAAAUUUCUCCCAACACACCAAUGGACGUUAACUGUGGAGGGGGCGUGGCCUGCAGGCCUGCAGCAAGGCAGGGUGUUGCCAGGACCGGCGUCGAAAUCAGCGACAGUGAGCGGCAGCCGUGAAGGGAGAGACGUGAGAAAAGGCGCUUGGAAAAGACACACACACAAAAAAAGAAGGGGGUCGGAGCCAUAAAAGCUCCCACAACAACAACAACAACACAAAGACACAGAAAGGAGCCCCGGGAAAGGCUUUCGCCGCCGGAAAGAGUGGAUAUAACUACCAGGACUCCGCGGAGAGGAAGGAGCUUCUAGAAGCAUCGCCACCCCGCGAAGUGGAGACCAGGAAGGCGGGAACGUUAACGGUAAUCCUCCUCCGGGACCCCCCCCCCCCGCCCCACCCCUUCCUGAGCUACCGGCAGCCCCUCCUUCACUUGAGGUUUCAAGCGGGAACAAGCAGGAUCUGUCCGCCCAGCCAUGGCUUUCCCAUCAGCCCCUGCUCCGUUAUGGAUUGCCGGCCUAAUGACGCUAGCCUUGGCGGUUGCGGUUCACAGCAACGUUGUCUUUGACGAAGACCCUCUGCAGCCCGUCACCUCCGACGAGAUGGUGUCGGUGGGCGGCACGGUGACGCUGACCUGCCGGGUGGCCGAGAGCGACAACUCGUCCCUGCAGUGGUCCAACACGGCCCAGCAGACGCUGUACUUCGGGGAGAAGAGAGCGCUGCGAGACAACCGCAUCCAGCUGCACCGCUCCACCUCCACCGAGCUCUCCAUCACCAUCGCCGAAGUGCAGCUGUCGGACGAGGGCGAUUACACCUGCUCCAUCUUCACCAUGCCCGUGCGCACCGCCCGGGCCACCGUCACCGUGCUAGGUGUGCCCGGCAAACCUCACAUCUCUGGAUCGGAGAAUCCGGUGCAGGAGGGGGGCACGGUCACCUUGACCUGCACCAGCACUGGCAGCAAACCCCCCGCCCGGCUGCACUGGUAUCGCGGGGACGAGGAGCUGGAAGGCCGCCCGGACGUGGUGGAGUCGGUGCUGGAUGAGCCCACCUACAACGUGAGCAGCGAGCUGACGCUGGAGGUGAGCCGCGCCAACGACAACCAGGUCAUCACCUGCGCCGUCGACCAUCCCUCGCUGGCGCCGGGAGACAAACGCAGCGAGCACACCCUGAGGGUCUUGUAUUCCCCGAACGUUCAGAUCCUGCCUGAGAGCGAUCUGCCUCGUGAGGGGGAGAAGUUUCUUCUCCAGUGUUUGGGCAACAGCAACCCUGAGCCGUCGUCCUACACCUGGGAGAAGAAGGAUGGAGAGCUCCCCCCGCUGGCCAAAGCAGACGGUGCGUUCCUGCGCUUUGAGACGCUGAACAAGUCGGACAACGGCGUGUACCUGUGCUUCGUGGACAACGGCGUCGGGAGCAGCGCUGGCGAAUACACGCUGCUGGUGCAAGACCCGGACACCACGAUUGCUUCCGCGACCUCUUCUCCUACGUCACCGCCAUCUUCCCCCCUUGCCACUGAAUCUACCUCCUCCCUCGAUGUCACGGAAAUUUCCUCCGCCCCCUUCCAGUCUGAGAGCACCGCCCCCUUCCAGUCUGAGAGCACCGCCCCCUUCCAGUCUGAGAGCACCGCCCCCUUCCAAUCUGAGAGCACCGCCCCCUUCCAAUCUGAGAGCACCGCCACGCUUUCCAACGAGCUUUUCCCCGACGCCACUCUGUCGCCCGACUCCUCCUCUUCCCCCUCCUCUCUCACUUCCGUUUCUCACACCUCCGCCUCCGCUGCUUCCUUCUCUAGUUCAUUUUCGACUUUGCCUCCCACAUCUGCAAGCGCGGCGCCUUCCUCCUCCGCCUUCACCUCCUCCUCUUACUCCUCAGUUUCCGACUCGCAGAACGGACCUUUCACUCCCACAGAAGCUGCAGACAACGCCCCAGACCCCACCGCCAUGUCCACCUCCUCAGGUGUGGACCACGCCGUGAUUGGAGGAGUGGUGGCCGUCAUCGUCUUCAUCCUGCUCUGCCUCCUCAUCGUCUUUGGAAGAUACCUCAUCAGACACAAAGGAACAUAUUUGACCCACGAGGCCAAAGGUUCCGAUGACGCUCCGGACGCCGACACGGCCAUCAUCAACGCCGAGGGCGGCCACUCCGGAGCGGAGGACAAGAAGGAGUACUUCAUCUAGUCAGGAAGCAAGGGAGCAAGGAGAAGAGAGAAGGAAAGAACAAUCUUCCAUUCGUUUGUACGCCGCUCAGUCGGAGGGGGAGGGGAGGGGGGGAGGGGUGACGACUCUCUUUGCAUCGAUACAGGGACGUGAGAUUUGCACUGACACACACACACACACACACACACACACACACACACAUACUGGUUAUCAUUUAGAAUGGGGACCAAGUUUUUGAUCGUGACUUGUGGGGACCACCCUGUCUACAGGUUGUGGAGGCUUACAAAAAACUGGUUAAAUGGCCACUGCCCGGUUAACUCAUUCACGUCUUUAAAUCUCUGGAUAGAUGAAGUAAUGUGUUGAUGAUUCUUACUGGGGACCCUGGGGGAAAAAAGAGUUAAUAUGGUUCACGGGGACCAAAUUUAAAUAAUUUUGCCUAAUUCACACAAAUUUGUACGUGACUUCUGAGGACCUAUAAAAAAAAUAAGAAUAAAAAGUUCAAAUUAAAUAUGACAUGAUUCUCAGAAUAGUGAAAAAAUAUACACGGAAGAAGUGUGAGCAGAGCAACGAGUGCAGUACCAGCUACAACCCGAUGAGGGGGCUACUGGGCAAAUGUCUCACACUCCAACUAACCAGUCGACAUGUUUUUUUGGGCCAAAGCUUAAAAAUCACUUUCAAAAUGGAUCUGACUAUCAUUUAAAAAUAUUUCCCUUUAGGGGACCUGUUUUUUUGGUCCCCAUACCGUCAGAAGUCCCCUAAAGGUGUAAACAGAGCGAUGUCCCCACUAAGUCAGAACUUACACACACACACACACACCGAGCGUCAAAUUAACCAACACACCUCCUGCUAACAUAUGAAUUAUUCGUAUUUGCGUUUUUAUUCCUCCUCUUUCUAACCAGCUCCAAAAUUGUAACUUACAUUCCGUCUUCCUGAGCUGCUACAUCGCCCGUCACUAACCACGCCCACCUUUUAACACGCCCCCUAACCCCCCUAGAACCCAGGCCUAUAACGUCCGUCCCACGAAGCGGUGCGAAUGCUCGCAGGCGCUGCCGUGUACAAUGUAUGAAUAUAGCUAUAAAUAUCUAUAAAUAUCUCGUUGGACUGUAAAUAUGAACACUGCUCAUCCGCGUCACCUUCCUCCUUCAAUACUCGUAUUGCCUGGUUUUACUACGUCGGUACUGAUAAGACUGCGUUGCAUUGUAAAUGUUUCUAAAAUGGUGUAUUUUUAUUCUUUCCGGGGACGUGAGAGGUGUGUCAGUGUUUACAGUCAACAUGUUGUCGCUGGUCUCACACACACACACACACACAUACCGCUGUUCGAUUCCCGAGCCCGUCCACGUGCGGCAAUCUAGCUAAGAGGCCCCAGAAAGUCAUUGAAGAACUUUAAUGUCCUUCUCCUUUCGCCGCUCGCACUGCGCUCGUCCAUUUCUUUUCAUUCUUUAAUCAAUCAGCCCGUCUGCGUCCUCGUCCACCUUCAAGCCCUCCCCUCCCCCCUACCCCCGCACCCCCUUUCCGCCCUUCCUCAGCCACCAUAUAAGUGAUUGAUGUCCUGCUGUGCUGUCGGGCGGGAGCACACGUGUCACUUAUGGACACUGAUGUGCACAACACCACCAUCUCAGUCAGGCGUGUCCAAAGCGCGGCCCGAGAGAGUGGCCCCGCAGCUAAUUUAACGGCCCCCAGCACAUUGAUUGAUUGAUUGAAACUUUCAUUAGUAGAUUGCACAGUACAGUACAUAUUCCGUACAAUUGACCACUAAAUGGUAACACCCCAAUAAGUUUUUCAACUUGUUUAAGUCGGGGUCCACGUUAAUCAAUUCAUGGUAGCAUUAGCUUAUAGCUAGAGAGUGACAUACAUUUUUGUUUUUUCAACCAUGGGAAGGAAGAAACAGUGCUGAGAAGAAGUCUUGUGUUUUUCGGACUAUAAGGAGCACUUAAAAUCUGUUUUUUUUCUCAAAAAUUGACAGUGCGCCUCUUCAGCAAUUUUAUUUGGAACAUGGUGUAAUGAUAAGUGUGACCAGUAGAUGGCAGUCACACAUAAGAGAUAUGUGUUGACUGCAGUGUGAUUGCAGUAAACAAUAACAUUUUAAAUGUUCAUUGAGAGUAUCAAACAUUACACACAGUGCUCAAGAAUCUGUCAAAAUGGUAAAUUCCAACACAUACUAUAAUAAAAAUAUCAAACAUAAAGAAAGUGUCAUUAAGGGGAAAGAGGUGAAGUGUAACAAGAAAAAGUUGCAAUGUUGACACAAAUAACACAAAGCUGCCAUGCGGGCUGUUACUGACCUGAUGAAAGCUCCAAUUACUUCAAUGGGACGAUUCUACUUUGACGUAUUUGGGGGGGAAAAUAUUGCAUAUUUUGUGCGAAACAAAGUUUUCUUUUACAAGAAUGGUAUCAAACAAACAAACGAAAAAUAUUAUAAAAUCUUACAAUCAACAGAUCUACAGACUUAAGCGUUAAAAGUAAAUAUCCAUCCAUCCAUCUUCUUCCGCUUAUCUGAGUUUGGGUCGCGGGGGCAGACCUUCCUCUCCCCAGCUACUUCGUCCAGCUCUUCCCGGGGGAUCCCGAGGCGUUCCCAGGCCAGCAGGGGGACAUAGUCUUCCCAACGUGUCCUGGGUCUUCCCCGUGGCCUCCUACCAGCUGGACGUGCCCUAAACACCUCCCUAGGGAGGCGUUCGGGUGGCAUCCUGACCAGAUGCCCGAACCACCUCAUCUGGCUCCUCUCGAUGUGGAGGAGCAGCGGCUUUACUUUGAGCUCCUCCCGGAUGGCAGAGCUUCUCACCCUAUCUCUAAGGGAGAGCCCCGCCACACGGCGGAGGAAACUCAUUCGGCCGCUUGUACCCGUGAUCUUAUCCUUUCGGUCAUAACCCAAAGCUCAUGACCAUAGGUGAGGAUGGGAACGUAGAUCGACCGGUAAAUUGAGAGCUUCGCCUUCCGGCUCAGCUCCUUCUUCACCACAACGGAUCAAUACAGCGUCCGCAUUACUGAAAACGCCGCACCGAUCCGCCUGUCGAUCUCACGAUCCACUCUUCCCCUCACUCGUGAACAAGACUCCGAGGUACUUGAACUCCUCCACUUGGGGCAGGGUCUUCUACCCAACCCGGAGAUGGCACUCCACCCUUUUCCGGGCGAGAACCACGGACUCGGACUUGGAGUCUAUGGUUUUUUUUGGGGUUGGAAAGAUAGUGACAGAGAAUAGAACGAGGAUGGACUAUAAUAAUAUAUAUAUAUUGUUAUAUAUAGUUGGGCAGAAAAGUAUUUAGUCAGCCACCGAUUGUGCAAGUUCUCCCACUUAAAAUGAUGACAGAGGUCUGUAAUUUUCAUCAUAGGUACACUUCAACUGUGAGAGACAGAAUGUGGAAAAAAAAUCCAGCAAUUCACAUUGUAGGAAUUUUAAAGAAUUUAUUUGUAAAUUAUGGUAGAAAAUAAGUAUUUGGUCAACCAUUCAAAGCUCUCACUGAUGGAAGGAGGUUUUGGCUCCAAAUCUCACGAUACAUGGCCCCAUUCAUUCUUUACUUAUCACUGAUCAAUCGUCCUGUCCCCUUAGCAGAAAAACAGCCCCAGAGCAUGAUGUUUCCACCCCCAUGCUUCACAGUAGGUGUGGUGUUCUUGGGAUGCAACUCAGUAUUCUUCUUCCUCCAAACACGACCAGUUGAGUUUAUACCAAAAUGGAUACAUGGAUGAUACAGCAGAGGAUUGGGAGAAUUUCAUGUGGUCACAUGAAACCAAAAUAGACCACCUCAAUAACCCCAACCCCUUCUCCUGACUUCGGAGGUGUGAAGUUUGGCAAAUAUGCUUCUCCUUCACAUGUCCCAACACUUCUGUCCAUACAGUCGCUCUUUAUCUUUUUACAAUGUUCAGGGAUUCUUGCAUUCAACCCCCAAACCCUUGUUGUUGUCGACUGCGAGCCAACGUGCUAUCUAACACGUGCUAUCUAACACGUGCUAUCUAACACGUGCAAGCCGACCGUCCCUAAACCGGUUUCGACGUUUUCCGCGUCGGGAUGUCCGUCGCGUCUGCAGGCCAGAGGACGCCAUGGCAUUUUUUUUUUUUUUUCCAACUCCACUUCCUACCCCCGCACUCCCAAAAGGAGUCUAAAGAGAAGAAGCGUAGCCGCGUUGUCCUCCAAGCGUCGUAGUGUCUUUGACAAAACUAAUGGACCUAUAUUUGCCUGUAAAUGGUCGUCCUGUCCUUCGUCGUAUAGCUAAUGUGCUAGCAUGUAGCUUGCAUGAGAACCGUGGGUGAUGUUAGGUAGUGUGGGGACAUGGCGUGAGAGCGUGGGGGCGGGGGCGGGGUCAAAAGGUCAUCCCCCGUCCUCUGAUCUGCAGCGGACGCAAGACGUCGAGCCGUUUAAAAACAAAAACAAAAGGGAGGACAUAAAACGCUGACCUCUCAGUCGGUGCAGUGUUGAGCAGCGGCCACUAGGUGUCAGAAAAGUCUUUGUUUUUAUUUUUAUGUAAACAUUUAAUUUAUGUCCUCGCAUUUCCUCACAUUGACUUGAUGAACUUUUUUUUUUUUUAACCUUUAGAUGCUCCAAAACUUGAACGUUAGACAUUUUAACAUUAAAAAAAAAAUUUUUUUUGUAUUUCUGUAUAUAGUGUUGCCUUUACAAGCACACACACACACACACACACACUCACACACACACACAUGCACAUGUCUUGGUGUGUGUGUGUGUGUGUGUGUGUGUGUGUGUGUGUGUGUCUCAGACAGGUAUGUGUGUGUCUGUGGUAUGGAAGUACAAUUGUCUCACAUUAACUUAUAUAUAUAUAUAUAUAUAUAUAUAUAUAUAUAU
Molecule: messenger RNA, 7114 nt
Organism: Nerophis ophidion (straightnose pipefish)
Lineage: Eukaryota; Metazoa; Chordata; Actinopteri; Syngnathiformes; Syngnathidae
Gene: cadm3
Product: cell adhesion molecule 3
Exons: 14
Coding region: 655-2346 (563 amino acids)
Biological process (GO): homophilic cell-cell adhesion
Cellular component (GO): presynaptic membrane
Source: RefSeq, a predicted model, not a curated record